CGGUGUUCUCAGAGUGCGGCGGCGAACGGACUGAAGGAGCUGGGGGACGAGAGGCGGGGUAGGCGGAAGAGGGAGGAAAUCCCAUCGCGGAGACGCCGGCCUGGACGUUCCCGCCUCCUCCGGUACUGUCAGGUCGGAUCGGAGAAGGGUCACCGCCUCCUCCAGCGAGCAGGGGGGCGGAGCCCGGCUCAGGCUUCGUGUUAGAGGAGCUUUGGGGGAUGCAGUGGUUAAGGACGGCCGUUCCCCCUCCUCCCGUUGUUUGGAGGACAGAUUUGUACGGGAAUGCUAACAUUCAAUCAAGGGGGCUUGAAGGAUCAUGGAUUUCCCUGGACACUUUGAACAGAUCUUCCAGCAGCUGAACUACCAGAGACUUCACGGGCAGCUCUGUGAUUGUGUCAUCGUAGUGGGGAACAGACAUUUUAAAGCCCACCGCUCUGUACUGGCAGCAUGCAGCACGCAUUUCCGAGCCCUGUUCUCAGUGGCAGAGGGAGAUCAGACCAUGAACAUGAUCCAGUUGGAUAGCGAGGUGGUGACAGCGGAGGCCUUUGCUGCACUGAUUGACAUGAUGUACACCUCCACCCUCAUGCUGGGGGAGAGCAAUGUUAUGGAUGUCUUAUUGGCAGCCUCUCACCUGCAUUUGAACUCUGUUGUUAAAGCUUGUAAACAUUACUUAACGACAAGGACGCUGCCCAUGUCACCCCCCAGUGAGCGCGUCCAGGAGCAGAGUGCCCGCAUGCAGCGCUCCUUUAUGCUGCAGCAGCUGGGGCUGAGCAUCGUGAGCUCAGCCCUCAAUGCCAGCCAGAGUGGUGAGGAGCAGCCGGCCCCCAUGAGUUCUUCGAUGCGCAGUACCCUGGACCAGCGGACACCCUUCCCCAUGAGACGCCUUCAUAAGCGCAAACAGUCUGCGGAGGAGCGGGCCAGACAGCGCCUCCGACCCACCAUGGACGAGUCUGCCAUUGCUGAUGUCACGCCAGAGAACGGGCCGUCGGGAGUUCAUUCUCGGGAGGAGUUCUUUUCACCCGAUUCCCUGAAAAUUGUGGAUAACCCUAAGGGCGACGGAAUGACCGACAACCAGGAAGACGGUGCCAUCAUGUUUGACCAGUCUUUUGGUGCUCAAGAAGAUGCCCAGGUGCCCAGCCAGUCCGACAAUACUGCGGGCAACAUGGCCCAGUUGUCCAUGGCCUCCCGUGCAACUCAGGUUGAGACUAGUUUUGAGCAGGAAGCUGCAACUGAGAAAAGUGGUUUUCAGUGUGAAAAUCCCGAGGUUGGCCUUGGUGAGAAGGAACACAUGAGAGUGGUGGUUAAAUCUGAGCCUCUGAGCUCUCCUGAGCCUCAGGAUGAAGUGAGUGAUGUGACCUCGCAAGCAGAAGGCAGCGAAUCUGUGGAAGUGGAAGGGGUUGUGGUCAGUGCUGAGAAGAUAGACCUCAGCCCUGAAAGCAGUGAUCGGAGUUUUUCAGAUCCCCAGUCUAGCACUGACAGGGUCGGUGACAUCCAUAUUUUGGAAGUCACAAACAACCUAGAACAUAAAUCCACUUUUAGUAUUUCAAAUUUUCUUAACAAGAGCAGAGGAAGUAACUUCAGUGCAAAUCAGAACAAUGAUGAUAAUAUCCCAAACACUACUAGUGACUGUAGGCUGGAGGGCGAGGCCCCAUAUUUGUUGAGUCCAGAGGCUGGGCCUGCGGGCGGGCCCUCCUCGGCCCCCGGCUCUCACGUGGAGAACCCGUUCAGUGAGCCAGCAGACUCCCAUUUUGUCAGGCCUAUGCAGGAAGUGAUGGGCCUGCCAUGUGUGCAGACGUCAGGCUACCAAGGAGGAGAGCAGUUUGGGAUGGACUUCUCCAGGUCUGGUUUGGGCCUCCACUCCUCCUUUUCCAGGGUAAUGAUGGGCUCCCCAAGAGGAGGAGCCAGUAACUUCCCAUACUACCGACGCAUAGCUCCCAAAAUGCCGGUUGUAACUUCUGUCAGGAGCUCUCAGAUCCCAGAAAACUCCGCCAGUUCCCAGCUAAUGAUGAAUGCGGCCACAUCCUCAUUCGAAAAUGGCCAUCCUUCGCAGCCUGGCCCUCCGCAGUUGACCAGGGCAUCUGCUGACGUCCUGUCCAAGUGCAAGAAGGCCUUGUCGGAGCACAACGUCUUGGUGGUAGAGGGGGCUCGCAAGUACGCCUGCAAAAUCUGCUGCAAGACUUUUCUGACCUUGACAGAUUGCAAGAAGCACAUCCGUGUUCACACAGGUGAAAAACCCUACGCCUGCCUCAAGUGUGGCAAGAGGUUCAGUCAGUCCAGCCACCUGUAUAAACAUUCAAAGACUACCUGCCUGCGCUGGCAGAGCAGCAAUCUUCCCAGCACUUUGCUCUAACCCCGACCUCUCGAGAUUGCGCCGAAGCCAGUUGUUGGACCGACGUGAACAUCUCUUCUGGUUGGAGGUUAAUGCCAUUGGGCUUGAGGCUUCGGGCCCCCCCAGUGGCGCGUGCAAAUUCCAGUGACUAGUAAGUGGAGAAUUAAUAGGUGUAGCACUUGUGCUGCUGCUGCGUUUCUGAGUGAAACACACACUUUUAGAGAGGGAUGCAGUCCCCGAAACCCAGUUCUUCCUUAGGGUUGAGUAAUACAGUCAGAAAGUACUUUGUAAUUGAUGGUGUUAAAAGUGGCACAUUUAAAAAUUAAAAAUUGAAGUGCAAAAAAAUUUUUUUAGCAAUUUUUGUAAAACUCUGUGAAGCAUUUAAUUUUCCUAUAUCCUCUGAAGGGAAUAUUAUAUACUUGUACAGUGAUGCAAAACGCACUUAUGUGUAACCAGUGGCGAUCUUGUGCCUGUCUGCAAGGAAGGCCCUUGAGGACAUGCCUGCCCGCCACAAAUGCUUUAAAGUGUAUCAUGAGCUAGUCCUAGGCCUCAGAAAGUACUGUAUUUUUCAUUUUUGUCUCAACUGCAGUCACAGACACUGCACUUUGAUGGUGCUGACACUGGGUCCAGAGCAAGCAUUCUCCGGACUGUUAGGUGUACAUACUUUUGAAAACAUCACUGCUGGAUAGAUGUUUUAACAGUUUUUCCUGGUUUUAAAAACAAAGUUGUAAAUGGAGUAUGUACUGUAGGGAGUGGCAAGUAAGGUAUUGUUUCUGUUUGUGCUGUUUUAGCAGUAUUUUAACCAACUUGUAUUACAUAUGUUACAGUUCCAUGUUUGGAAGUCAGAAAAGAGCUAGUGUGUGUCUUUGUUCUAAUGAUGUGGAGUCCUGUUUUGUGGGAUCUUUCAUGGUGCAUCCAUCCAGGCUUUGGGGGCCAGUCCUGCCUGACGCAUUUCACCCGGUCACAAGCCUGUUCUCUGCUUUGCUUCUCCGCACUCUCCUGCCCCGCCUGGCAUCUUUUCCAGGACUGCAUUUCUGUUUUUGUUGCAAACUAACCAAAAAUAAUGUUAACCCCUCUCCACCAUGGGUUUAUCCCUUUUAUAUACUAUAGUUUUAAAUUCUAGACCAUGAACUUUUACCGUUGUGGCUCCAACCCAAGACUGAAUGUUUUAAAUUGUUUAAAAUCCAAACGUAGUAGCGGUGUUCCCAGAUAAAUAUUUUCCAGACUUUAUAAGGAAACUUCCGUGACUCCUCUCCUUUUCCACAGAUGUGGGAAAGAGACCGUUGGAGGAUGUGGGGUCACGUGUGAAAUUCAGUUGUGUGUGCGGCUGUUGUUAGCAGUCACAUUCUGCCGGGCUGUGAGGGGGCUCUCCUGUGCCCCUCUCCUUGAUGCGGGGACCAGUGUCUUGUGAGGAGAUUAACCUUGGGAGGCAGGUGGGUCAAGGUGGAGCAUAGGACAGGCCCUGCCUGGGCCCGGGGACGGGGAGCAGCGGCAACGGGAAGGGCAGUGGUAGCUCUCCUUCCCUUCCAUCUUGAGGAGGAGGUGCCCGGAGGCUGGGCCCUCACCUCAGCUCGGGCAUUAAGUGGACUUUGCGUUAGGGCCUCUGAUAUAGGGGCUGGACCCUGCCUCUCCACUGCUAGAUAGAAUCUGGACUCUCUCAUCUACCUCUUAGGCAAUCGGUUUCUAUAUGCGAGAAGCAAGCUUUUGGGCCAGUGUCCUCAUACAUACUAUAGAACUUAAAAAUAACUCAGAGGUUCCCUGUACAACCAGUCUCAGGGGUCCUAGGAGCCGUAGUUUCUACCUGAAUUACAACUGGUUUGGGGUACCUGAAUUUUGAUUGGUUAGCCUUAAUAAUAGCCUGGCAUAAUCAUUUCUGGUGAUCAAAUCGCAAAGUUCUAUCAGGGCACCUAUGUCAGUGGUGCUAUGCUGGUCAAAAUUUGAGAUUUUGAAAUAAAAAAUUUGACACAUACAUGCCUCUGAUUAAGUAGUGUUCUUUUUCUUUGCUUAGGUUUUAAGGUUGAAAGAAAAAACGGAAGUAGUAUGGCUUUCUCUCCUAACCUUGCUUUGACCAGUACUUUAAAAAACAAAACAAAACCCAAGCCUCCUACAAAAUAACCCUUAAUGCUGCCAGCCACGAUGACUGUCAUUCCCUCAGUUCGGUCCCUCUGCUCUCCCUGCACUCUGUCUGAGCCACAUGACAGGUUUUGUUCUCCACACACCCAGUUCUCCUCUUAGCCAGCCUGCCUCAUCCGCGCUUUCUGCUGCUCCCUUAGCUGCCUGCUGGGCUGAACGGUCCAUCUGUCAGCUUGGCUGCGGGGAAGAGCCGAAACCGAUGCUCUGGGCGGGAGUAGGGCCUUGGCCUUGAGAGGGAGGAGUAAGCGAGGUGGUCACCAGAAAAAGGGCAUCUGCCUGGGGUGUAGGGGUCGGGGUGGGGGGGGUGGG
This is a messenger RNA of Nyctereutes procyonoides (raccoon dog), 4771 nucleotides long. It is a transcript of the gene ZBTB5, whose product is annotated as zinc finger and BTB domain containing 5. Gene Ontology annotation, molecular function: RNA polymerase II cis-regulatory region sequence-specific DNA binding; DNA-binding transcription factor activity, RNA polymerase II-specific; protein binding. Gene Ontology annotation, cellular component: nucleus. The coding region runs from base 317 to 2350 and encodes 677 amino acids. Gene Ontology annotation, biological process: regulation of transcription by RNA polymerase II. Lineage: Eukaryota; Metazoa; Chordata; Mammalia; Carnivora; Canidae. The record is from RefSeq and is a predicted model, not a curated record. The transcript has 3 exons.